GACCAGAUUCGUCUUUCGUUUACCAGUUCUUCAUUUCCAUUUUCCGCGAAAGAGUGUGUUUCUCUGUAGAAGCAGACUCAGCUUCAAGUCUUCUUUGUUUUCUCCUUCUCCAAAUCAAAUCCUAAUUCACAAAUUCUUCACAAUCCAAAAUCCCACGAAUUUCUUGAUUUCUGAUCCCUAAAACUCAAUUCCUUCCUCACCUUCAUUUUCCGUUUUUUCAUCAAUUUUCUCACUUCAACGCAACCCAGCAAUUUUCUCCCCCAAAAGGGUUUCUCUUGAUUUCAUUGUUUCUUAAUUUGCCUCUUCCGCAUGUAAUUUUCUUGAUCAAAUUCAAAGGUGUGGUUUUUAAACGUGUUGGAGCUAAAUCAUAAUGGGAAAACACACGUUACUGAUACUAUUAUUGUUUUCCUUAAUUCUGUUUCAUGGGUCUCAUGCUUCCUUUCUUAAAGACCUAAGAAAAUUGAUUGAUUCAACAAAGGAUUCUCUGAUACCAGAAGAGAAGAAAUUAGAUCCAAAUAAGACUGCUGGUGAAGAGAAAAAGAAUGAUGUUAAUAUUCCACCCGUUCCGACACCACAACCUUUACCUAAGGUGGAGAAUAACAAUGGUGAAAAUCAGAAGGAGACGAAUAAUAAAAUUACUAAUACACCUCCACCUGUUCCGGCUACUGCACCUCCCCCUCCUGUUCUGGUUACUGCACCCCCUCCUCCUGUUCCUGCUACUGCUCCACCUCCUUUACCCAAAAAGGAUGAAGGAAAGGGUCAGGUAGAAGAGAAGGGUAAAAAUGAGGGGAUUAAACUUGCACAUUCUACAACUAAUGACACUUGUGAAGGACUGCAUACAUGCAGAGACGAUGGGGACAUGGUUGCCUGCAUUUCCAAAAUGGAUUCCAAAAACUUUGUUGUUCUUCUUCAAAAUAGAGGGGGUGGCACCAUCAAAGUGAAGCUUCGCAGUGAUCUUGAAAGUAACCUUGGCGAUAUAGUAGUUGACAAAAAUAAAACAGAAAAGGUCACCAUCAAACAAAUUAAAAGUGAAAGUACCGAACUGACUUUGGAUGCUGGAAAAGGAGAUUGUGUGCUUCACGUAACCGUGGUUACUCCCGUACCUGAAGCGAGUUUUUUUCUGCGCCUUCCUUCAUUUGACAAGAUUUUAACGCCGGUAAACGGUGCCUAUUUCCUCAUAUUCACAGUAAUAGUCUUUGCAGUUACAUGGGCUUGUUGCUGCAUAUUCAAGAAGAAACCGCGCGAUGAGAUCCCAUAUCAAGAGCUCGAAAUGGCAUUGCCCGAGUCUGCUUCAGCUACCGUUGUGGAAUCUGCUGAAGGAUGGGAUCAAGGAUGGGACGAUGAUUGGGACGACAAUGUAGCGGUGAAAUCACCAGUAGUGCGCCAUGCAGGAAGUAUCUCGGCAAAUGGCCUUACUUCUAGAUCUUCAAACAAAGAUGGAUGGGAAGAUAACUGGGAUGAUUAGUUAUCAAAGGGAAAAAGAAAUAAGGGAAAGAGAUAUUACCUUCAAAACUGGGGAAUGAAAAGAUGGAAAAAAGCAAACUUUGUUGGGGAGGGAUGUGACAAAUGUAGCUCUGCUAGGGCUUAAUGUAUGCCCUAGCAAAGAGACAGCAUAAAAGAUGAGAAAAGUGUGAUAGUUUAACACAUUUGAUUGAUAAUCUUCAACGUGUAAUAGUGAAAGCCCUGCUUCAAAAGAGGGACAAAGGAAACUGUAAAUGAAAUAUAGAAGCUAAAGUUUUUCCAAUUUUUGGCUUAUGAAAUCCAUUUACAUAUUUGUUAUACUGUGA
Molecule: messenger RNA, 1787 nt
Organism: Medicago truncatula (barrel medic)
Lineage: Eukaryota; Viridiplantae; Streptophyta; Magnoliopsida; Fabales; Fabaceae
Exons: 4
Coding region: 371-1465 (364 amino acids)
Source: RefSeq, a predicted model, not a curated record